CAAAACAGAACAGAAGCCAACAAUUUAACUUGUAGGAGGAAGAGGCCCUCCUCUAAAGUUAAAAAAAACACAGCAAGCUCUUCAUCUUUCGCUCACAGAAAAAAUGGCAGAGGCCAUAAUAGGUUUCACUAUGCCCCGACCACCUACUCACAGCCCUACUCUCCACCAGACAACCAAACUAAUCAUCUACCCAUUUUCAAAAAGGCUUAAGCAGUAUUCAAGUUCUUGGUCUAUCAAUGGUUGGAGUCAGAAUGAAGGCAGCAAGAGCAGGAGAGGCUCUCUGUGCAAAGUGAAUGCUUUCCCAGAUAUCUUUCCUCUUAUGGCAGUUUUAGUUGAUCAUGUUGAAGGUCAAAGAGACAUAAUAACCCACAAAUCAGUUUGGCAUCUCAAUGAUGAACAAAUUAAGAACGUCUAUGCAUUUUACAUAAUGUUCACUGUUUGGGGAUGUUGUGUGUUUGGAUCCACAAAAGAUCCCUAUUAUGACUCAGAGUACUAUAGGAAAGAUGGAGGAGAUGGUACAGGACAUUGGGUCUAUGAGAAGCAAGAAGAUAUUGAAGAGUCUAAUAGAGCAGAGUUGUGGCGUGAAGAGUUGAUCGAAGAGAUUGAACAAAAGGUAGGAGGACUAAGGGAGUUGGAAGAAGCUGGAAAGAAGGAGGAGGAGCUCGUUAAGUAAAUUCUCUAUGGGCCCAGUCUGUUGGGCUUGAGUCCAGUUAAGGAUAAUCCACUUUCUGGACCUUUAUUUAU
This is a messenger RNA of Telopea speciosissima, 744 nucleotides long. RefSeq names its product photosynthetic NDH subunit of subcomplex B 4, chloroplastic. The record is from RefSeq and is a predicted model, not a curated record. Bases 104 to 673 code for a protein of 189 amino acids. NCBI's taxonomy places the organism in Eukaryota, Viridiplantae, Streptophyta, Magnoliopsida, Proteales, Proteaceae. Gene Ontology annotation, biological process: photosynthetic electron transport in photosystem I. The transcript is spliced from 7 exons. Gene Ontology annotation, cellular component: NAD(P)H dehydrogenase complex (plastoquinone); chloroplast thylakoid membrane.